Molecule: messenger RNA, 231 nt
Organism: Funneliformis mosseae
Lineage: Eukaryota; Fungi; Glomeromycota; Glomeromycetes; Glomerales; Glomeraceae
Source: the annotation of a GenBank genome assembly
ACGGCCACGGGUGAUUCUACAAAACAUACCGUAUAUUUAUCAGUUGGUCAAAAGUCGAAAAUUCAAACGAAACAACUAGUCAAUAAGUUCAUACUUACCUUUACAUCAAAAGAAUUAUCAAUCGAGAAUAAUUCGCAAACAAAAAUAGCAUUUCGGACAAAUUUCUAUGCUCGACAUUCGUCCCAUCGACGCAAUAAUACUUCUGCGACUUUGUGGUAUACCCAUGAAUAA